AAUUUGGGGAUUUGGGGGGAUCUGUUUUGGGGUGCAAGGAAGGGUGUGAGAGGGCUCCGUUUAGGGGUGCACGGAUGGGUUCAAGUGGGUCUUGUUUGGGGCUGCGGGAGGGCUGCGAGUGGGUCCUAUUUGGGUGUGCAGGGGGGUGCGAGCGGAUCCUGUUUGAGGGCACUGAUUGGGUCCUGUUGAGGGGUGCCAGAGGGUGAGCAGCCUGGGAAGGGGAUGCAAAUGGACCCUGUUUGGGGGUGCCCCUGACCUUUUUCCCCUCCCCAGGGCCAGCCCAAGGAUGGCGGAGGGGAGCUCGGGUGACGCAGGCUCACCGGGCAGCCUGCGGCCAGGGCUCCCUGGGGCGCGAGGGCUGCUGGGAAGGCGUCCAGUUGCCACCGCUGUCAGCCCGGGGCGCCUGCCCUCCAUCCGUUCCCGAGAUCUCACCCUGGGCGGCGUGAAGAAGAAAACCUUCACCCCCAACAUAAUUAGCAGGAAGAUCAAGGAAGAGCCCAGGGAGGAUGUGACGGUCAAGAAGGAGAAGAAGGAGCGGGAGCGGGACCGGCAGCGCGAUGGGCACGGCCGGGGCCGGGGCCGGCCCGAGGUUAUCCAGUCCCACUCCAUCUUUGAGCAGGGCCCUGCUGAAAUGAUGAAGAAGAAAGCAGGCUCCUGGGACAAAACAGUGGACAUGUCGGACUUUGGCCCUUCCCACAUCAUCAACAUCAAGAAGGAGAAGAGGGAGACGGAUGAGGAGACGAAGCAGAUCCUGCGGAUGCUGCAGAAGGACGACUUCCUCGAUGAUCCAGGGCUGAAGAACGACAUCCGUAACAAGCCGGUGCAGCUGCCGCUGGCCCACUCAGGCUGGCUCUUCAAGGAGGAGGUGACAGAGCAGGAGGAGGAUGCCCAGCUCUGGCUGCCUGGCCCCAAGGAGGAGAAGAUGGAGCUGGACCCACCAGUGGUGAAAGUGAAAGAAGAGCCGUGUGAUGAGGACCCUCUCCGCAAGCCGGCCCAAACCAAGGGACCCCUGGGUUUCCCCCGGGAUGUCUCGGUGGCCGAGCUGCUGCAGCAGCUGAGCUUGUCGGCUGAGGAGGAGCUGCUCUUCCUGCAGCUGCCGGACACGCUUCCCGGCCAGCCGCCCACCCACGACACCAAACCCAUCAAGAUGGAGCUGCAAAAUGAGGAAGGACAAAUGAUGGUGGUGAAGCAGGAGAAGAGCCAGGAGGCGAAGCAAGCAGAGAAUAUCUGCACCCUGGCUGACCUUCCUGAGGGGCAGGUGGGGAAACUGCUGAUCCGAAAGUCAGGAAAGGUGCAGCUGGUGCUGGGCAAUGUGACCCUGGACGUGACCAUGGGGACUCCCUGCUCCUUUCUACAGGAGCUGGUGUCCGUCAGCAUCGGGGACAACCGGACAGGCGAGAUGAUUGUCCUGGGCCACGUCAAGCACAAGUUGGUUUGUUCCCCGGACUUUGAGGCUCUACUGGAGCACCGGCACCGGUAGCCAGAGGGGAGCCAGGAGGGUCCCAGCCCCACAUCUCCACUCCAUGGGGAUACUCCCUGCACAGCUCUGAGAUGCCCCAGCUCUGCUCUCAGCUCCUCCAGCCUCACCUUUGGUAUGUGGAGAGGUGUCUUCUGCAGGUGUGGGAGCAAAGCCAGCUCCUACCUCCUUCCCAGCCCUGCUGUGGAGCAGCACCAGGACUGGGAGCUCUGGUUUUGUCCUCCAGAGGCUGUGGCUUCCUCCAUCUCACAGAUUUCUGGGGGUGCUACUCCGUGGUGUCCACCCCAGCUCUCUAGCAGGCGUGCACAUGCUGGGA
Cuculus canorus (common cuckoo) is the source of this 1793-nucleotide messenger RNA. RefSeq names its product RNA polymerase III subunit D (gene POLR3D). Gene Ontology annotation, molecular function: DNA binding. Lineage: Eukaryota; Metazoa; Chordata; Aves; Cuculiformes; Cuculidae. The record is from RefSeq and is a predicted model, not a curated record. Gene Ontology annotation, biological process: transcription by RNA polymerase III. The transcript is spliced from 8 exons. Gene Ontology annotation, cellular component: RNA polymerase III complex. The coding region runs from base 287 to 1480 and encodes 397 amino acids.